Messenger RNA from Stegastes partitus (bicolor damselfish), 1000 nucleotides. RefSeq names its product COMM domain containing 4 (gene commd4). The record is from RefSeq and is a predicted model, not a curated record. The transcript is spliced from 8 exons. Bases 8 to 607 code for a protein of 199 amino acids. NCBI's taxonomy places the organism in Eukaryota, Metazoa, Chordata, Actinopteri, Pomacentridae.
UGCAACUAUGCGGUUCCGUUUCUGUGGGGAUUUGGACUGCCCAGAUUGGGUGCUUGCCGAAAUCAGCACAUUAGCAAAACUUUCAAGUGUCAAGAUGAAGCUCCUUUGUGCUCAAGUGCUGAAGGAUUUGCUGGAUGAGGGCAUUGAUUAUGACAAAGUUACAAAGCUUACUGCAGAUGCAAAGUUUGAAAGCGGAGACAUCAAAGCCAGUGUGGCGGUGCUCAGCUUCAUUUUCUCCAGUGCAGCAAAGCAUGAUGUUGACAGCGAGUCUCUGUCCAGUGAGCUGCAGCAGCUCGGUCUGCCUAAAGAACACACAACGGGGCUGUGCAAAUCAUAUGAAGACAAACACUCUGCACUGCAAGACAAACUAAGAGAGACGAGCCUAAGAUUGGGACGGUUGGAAUCUGUAUCCUGGCGUGUCGACUACACUCUGAGUUCAAGUGAGCUGAGAGAGGUGAAUGAACCUGUGAUUCAGCUGAAGCUGGAGGCACAAGGAGCAGAGUCAGGCUCUACGGAGACGACUGUCGUCUCCGUCUCUGCUGACAAGUUCAGAGUCUUGCUUGCGGAGCUCAAACAAGCCCAGGCUAUGAUGAAUGCACUACAAUAAAGGAUCCACAGCAAAGUCAGGCUUAAAUGUCUAAUCAGGAACUGGACACACAUGAGGCUGAUGAACAACCAAAAGUGCCACAUUUACAUAUUGUACAUUGCUUGAAUUUAGCUAUUUCUAGUGAAACGAAAACUCAUUCCUUAUUUUGACUUGGAUUUUUAAAGUACUUGUGUUUUUCCACCGCAUAAGUAAUAAUUGAUGGAAAUGUUUCCUUUCUGCGAUUUUUCACCGAUGAAAUGAAAGAAUACUGAAUGGACCAUUUUUGUAAAAUAUUGUAAUUAUGUUCCAUAAUGUUGUAAUUAUAUUACUUAACUCAUUUUGAUUUGAGUUGUGUUGGUUAUGUCUGUUUUACCUUCAUAACGUCACAAAUGAAUAAAAUCUGAAACUCAGGUA